Molecule: messenger RNA, 1680 nt
Organism: Rhizopus microsporus ATCC 52813
Lineage: Eukaryota; Fungi; Mucoromycota; Mucoromycetes; Mucorales; Rhizopodaceae
Exons: 4
Coding region: 88-1545 (485 amino acids)
Cellular component (GO): Set1C/COMPASS complex
Source: RefSeq, a predicted model, not a curated record
UUUAAAUAUUUCACUUGUGUGUGUAAUUGUUUUUUUUUUUUAUUAUAAACAGAUACACUUUGGGAAUAGUGAGCUUUGUUCAUAUUCAUGUCUAGACCGCCACCUGUUUCAGGGCAAAUGGCAUCACCCAAGGAUCAAGCAAUGCCUACAGAAAAAACUCUACCACCAGUCAAGUAUUUACCAUUAAGGAAAAGACUGACCAUUGAAGGAAUGAAGACACCAAAGAAACAAUGUGUAAGACAUGAACUAAACCACCAAGAUCAGACAACAUUAUCUCCGCAUAAAUACUCAACAACAACAGAGAAGGAUGCUCUAGAAGAUACAAAUGCUAUAAAAAAUACACCAUUAGCUAAAGUAUACAAGACUGUGGUCAUUCAACAAAAAAUGGCUUUUGGUAAAGGUCCUUGCAAUCCUUUAUUAUGGAACAAUGAGGAUGCCGAAAAGAAUGCGCCUUGGAUGGCAGUAGAAGAAUCCAUAAACUCAUUCAAAUCUGCAUGGUUUGAAAGCGAUACGAAUGAAGACGCUGAAGUAGAAGAAGAAGAAAAGCCAAUAAAGAAGACAGCCAAAAGAGGAAGACCAUCAUCCAAUUCAAAACAGCGGUCAAUAGAGUCAGACCCAAAUGUACCAAAGAGAAAGAAUAGCAGUCUAUCGACGAAAAGGUCUGAUCUUUUUGACAGUAAGCUAUAUUGUAUUUGCAGACAACCUUAUGAUGCUACAAGGUUUAUGAUUGCCUGUGAUCGAUGUGAUGAUUGGUUUCAUGGAGAAUGUAUCUCGAUUAGAGAAAUAGACAGUGACUUUGUUGACCUUUAUUUUUGUUCUAAAUGUUCCCAAGCCACUGGAAAAAAGACAUCAUGGAAGCCCAAAUGCGCUAACCCUGCCUGCUGCAGAGCAGCCAGAAUUAGUUCACACCUUGGCUAUUUAUCCAAGUACUGUUCAAAUGUAUGUGGUAUGCAGGUUGCACGAGCUAGGUUAGAAUUACUGGAAAUCAAACGGCGACAUGCAACUAAUGCCAACCAUUUGACGCCUAUUUCAGAACUGGUCUUAGCUAAACAGAGGCAGUCAAGGAUAAACUCAUGUGCAGAUAAGGAAGAUAGAGAGAGAUUGAUACAAAUACGUCAAGAGCAAAAAGAUAUAAAAGCUGCUGUAGACAUCUUGAAACGAAAAGGCAAGCUUGUAGAAUUACUAGUUGGACUAAGGCCGUUUAUCGAACAAGAUGAAAAUGUUCCUUGUGGGUUUGACUCAAGAUUGGUAUGGAAUGAUGAUAUAUGGAGCAAGAUAAAUCACGAUCCGAUAUUAGAUGCACAGAUGCAGAUAAGGUUUGACUCGAAUGAGCCAUUCGAUGUCUGUCAGCGCUUAAAAUGUAUAAAACAUCGGCAGUGGCAAAAGAUUUCAUUGAUUGAAAUCAAGCAAGAGAAGAAGGAACUAUUUAAAAAGCUAAUAGACUUGGAACAGGAAAGGAAUCAAAUCAAAACACGUAUGAGGAAAAGAAGAAGUCAUUCGGACUUAAUUAAGGACUAUUUAUUGAAUAAUAGCAUUUCAAUGUAAACACAUUCGUUAAAGAAAUACCCCCCACCAAUCCCCCCUUUUUUACAUAAUUUGCACCCUUUCAUUUUUGUUAGUUGCUCCACCCCUUCUUUAUUGUAGAUAUCAUUAUAACUUAAUUCAUUAUACAUAUUGUUC